AUGAAGGUGCUGUGCGUCGCGGAGAAGCCAAGCAUAGCAAAGAGCAUCAGCGGGAUUCUAGGGGGUGGACACGUCGACUCGCGCGCUGGUCAGCACAAGUACUGCCGCAACUUUGACUUUCCCUACCGCCUUCCUCCACCAUUAGGUCCCCAACAUGGCGACUCGGCCUUUACCGUCACGAGUGUGCUCGGCCACCUCACAUCUAGUGACUUUACCAGCGACUACCGCGGCUGGAAUUCGUGUGACCCGUUUGACCUCUUCGAAGCACCGGUCACAACCUUCAUCAGCAACGACUUCAAGCCAGUGGAGAAGAACCUCCAGAUGGAGGCUCGAAGGGCAGACCUGCUCAUGAUUUGGACCGAUUGUGAUCGUGAAGGCGAGCACAUCGGCUACGAGAUCGUCGCGACCUGUCGCAAGGUCAACCCCCGAAUCGUCGUCAAGCGCGCCAGGUUCAGCGCGAUCAUUGCCGCUCAAAUCCACCAGGCUUGUAGGCAGGCCAACGAUCUCGACAUGCGGCUGGUCAACGCCGUAGAGACAAGGCAGGACCUCGACCUCAGACUGGGAGCGGCGUUCACUCGGAUGAUGACCUUGGCGCUGCAGGCCCGGUUUCCUGAGCUGAGCAAGGAAGAGGGUGGCAGUGUGAUCAGUUAUGGCCCCUGCCAGUUCCCAACACUCGGGUUUGUCGUCGACCAGUACAAUCGCGUGCAGUCCUUCGUGCCCGAGCAAUUCUGGCACAUUGCCGUCUCCAUUGAACGAGAUAGCGAGGACGAAGAAGGUGCCACAACGUCUGUCAACUUCACCUGGCGCCGAGGCCACAUAUUUGAUCUCAGCAUUGCCAUUCUUCUGUACGAGGACUGCGUCGAGAGGCCGAUGGCAAGGGUGGUCAAGGUGGAGACCAAGCCAACCACGAAAUUUAAGCCAUUACCAUUGACCACGGUCGAGCUACAACAGUCUGGGUCUCGUCUCCUGGGCUUGGCGCCGAAACGGGUCCUCGACCUCGCGGAGAAGCUGUACCAAAAGGGCUUCUUGAGCUACCCACGUACAGAGACUGACCAGUACGACAAGGACUUUGACUUUGAGUCACUUGUUCGGAAGCAGACGUAUGACAAUGUGUGGGGAGAGUAUGCCCAGAAGCUCCUCGACGGCGCUUUUGAGAAACCUCGUAACGGUCGGAAGAACGACAAAGCACAUCCGCCUAUUCACCCGACGGCCGCAGCCAACAACCUGGACGCGGACGAGCGCCGAGUGUAUGAACUGGUCACGCGCCGGUUCCUCGCUUCGUGCUCGACCAAUGCGAUCGGCAAGCAGACGACGGUCGAGAUUCAGAUCGCAGGCGAGUUCUUCUCGACCAGCGGCAUCGUUGUGCUUCAGCGCAACUACCUCGAGGUCUACCCUUAUGACAAGUGGACUAGCAACCCGCUCCCAGACUUUGAGGAGGGCGAAGAGUUCAUGCCAACGGCGUGCGAAUUGAAAGAGGGAACCACGACAAGCCCAAAUCUCCUCACCGAAGCCGAUCUCGUCGGGCUCAUGGAUAAAAACGGUAUCGGGACGGACGCAACAAUCGCCGAGCACAUUGCCAAGAUCAUAGACCGCGGGUAUGUUGUCGCCAAGCAGCAGCAGAAGACGAAGUACCUUGUGCCCUCGCAGCUGGGCAUUGGCCUCGUUGAGGGCUACAAUGCCAUUGGAUUCGACCGCUCUCUCAGCAAACCGCAUCUACGCCGAGAGACCGAGCACCGCAUGCAGCUCAUCUGCGAGGGCCAGUCGACCAAGGGGGAUGUCCUCCAACUCAGUGUCAACGAAUACAAAGAGGUGUUUGUGAAAGCCCGCCGCGAGUUCCAAACUGUCGUUGAAUCGGUGGACAACUAUCUCCAUGGGCAGGGAGAGGCGCAGGAUGCGCUCCGUGCCGCUGCUCGCGGUGGUCGAGGCUCCCGCGGAGGACGAGGUGCGCGAGGCGGUGGUACUGGACGCGGUGGGCGGGGAGGGCGUGGCGGCGGUGCCGGAGGGCGAGGGCGAGGAAACGAUGGUGACGACGACGAUGAUGACGACGAUGACGACGAUAGUGAUGGGCCACCGAGGGGUGGCGGUCGUGGAGGCGCUCGAGGCCGUGGAACAAGGGCCCGCGGGGCUGCUGCCACCCGGGGUACCAGCACGCGAGGCCGAGGAGGAGGGUCUAACUCGUCGGCUGGUACUGGGUCCAGGAAACGUAAAACAGCAGACUCUGGCGAUGACAGCGCCACGCCGACCUGUGGCUGUGGUACUGAUGCAGUCAUGCGGACGGCCGGACCAUCGUCGAGCAACGCCGGGCGGCAGUUCUACACUUGCCCCAAGCCUCAAGGCGAGCAGUGCGGGUUCUUCGAAUGGUCCGACGACUCGAGAGGCGGUGGUGGUGGUAGUGGUGGUGGUGGCCCUUCUCGGUCGACCUCUGCGCCCAAGCGGCCACGAUCUGCUGCGUCCAAUGGCAGCAGCAACGCUGUAGGAGAGUGCUUCAAGUGCGGCGAGCAGGGCCACUGGUCCAAUUCGUGUCCCAAUGAAGGCGGUGGCUCGUCCCGCUCCCGGUCAACCAACCAGCGGAGCAACUCCAAUGGGCGGUCAAAUGGAGGUGGCGGCGGUGGACCAGGACCCCAAAGUGGCGAGUGCUUCAAAUGCGGGGAGGACGGCCACUGGUCCAGCAACUGUCCGAACGGUGACGGCGGCCGAUCUGGCGGGGCCGGCGGUCGUGGAGGCGGUCGUGGAGGCGGUGGUGGUGGUGGUGGGGGCAGUGGCCCUCAGAGUGGCGCGUGCUACAAAUGUGGCGAGGCAGGCCACUGGGCGAACAACUGUCCCAACAACUAG
Vanrija pseudolonga is the source of this 2832-nucleotide messenger RNA. RefSeq names its product DNA topoisomerase 3-alpha (gene TOP3A). Gene Ontology annotation, molecular function: DNA binding; zinc ion binding; DNA topoisomerase type I (single strand cut, ATP-independent) activity. The coding region runs from base 1 to 2832 and encodes 943 amino acids. Gene Ontology annotation, biological process: DNA topological change. The record is from RefSeq and is a predicted model, not a curated record. The transcript has 13 exons. Gene Ontology annotation, cellular component: nucleus. NCBI's taxonomy places the organism in Eukaryota, Fungi, Basidiomycota, Tremellomycetes, Trichosporonales, Trichosporonaceae.